Messenger RNA from Volvox carteri f. nagariensis, 1055 nucleotides. RefSeq lists its product as uncharacterized. Gene Ontology annotation, biological process: dUTP catabolic process; dUMP biosynthetic process. Gene Ontology annotation, molecular function: magnesium ion binding; dUTP diphosphatase activity. The transcript has 3 exons. Bases 54 to 668 code for a protein of 204 amino acids. NCBI's taxonomy places the organism in Eukaryota, Viridiplantae, Chlorophyta, Chlorophyceae, Chlamydomonadales, Volvocaceae. The record is from RefSeq and is a predicted model, not a curated record.
CUUGCUCCGGAGCCACGUGAUAUGCGCGGGGAAACAUUUCGCUGUGCGAUAAAAUGAAAGCUAUGAAGUUAGGCUAUUGUAAGAUUUCGAUUCCACAGCUUCUCUACAAGCGCCAGCUGUGCUGUGCUCUUAAACGAAUAGCGAUGGAGAUUCUUGCUGAGAGCAACGAAAACGUUACCAGGGAUGCGCCAUUGUCGUCUGGCAAGCCCGCAAAAAUGCCACGGAUAGAAGGCGAGGAAAAGCUGCUUGUUAAGAAGCUGUCGGACAAGGCAACGCUGCCAAAGCGAGGUUCCGCGGGAGCAGCUGGAUACGAUUUGUCAAGCGCGGAGGACACGGUCAUCCCCGCUCGCGGGAAGGCGCUCGUCAAGACGGACAUCUCCAUCCGCGUUCCCAAGGGCACCUAUGGACGUGUUGCUCCGCGUUCGGGCCUGGCCGCCAAGAACUUCAUCGAUACUGGUGCGGGCGUCAUUGACGAGGACUAUCGAGGCAACGUCGGCGUCCUCCUCUUCAACCAUUCAGACACGGACUUCCCCGUCAAAGUUGGCGAUCGCGUCGCGCAGCUCGUGUUGGAAAAGAUCACCACACCGGACGUUGAGGAGGUUGAGGAAUUGGAUGCCACGGAGCGAGGUGCCAACGGCUACGGCUCGACCGGCGUUGCAGCUAGCUAGUUGACAUGCUUUGCAGGGAGGAUCUGAUGUUUCCCACAUCCGUAGCCAUGCUAGUUAGACAUAUCCGCUAUGAGUUCGUCUUCUGCCGGACUUCUGUGGACACAGAACGUCAGGUGUCUUUAGAUGUUGGAGCAAUGCAGGGAGGAGUUUUCCGCAAACGCUUUUGAAACCUUUAUUUGUUCGUUUUUGAUUGGCAAGUCAGAGCGUUAUCAUGGGCAGUAGCAAUGGAUCGAAUAUAGCAUUGGAUGGUUGCGUUCUGCAUUCCCUCGUCGUGAAUUUGGGCAGCAUCGGACUUCGUGCAGGUUGGCUGACGAAAUGCGGGCGGAUGCGGCUGUUGGUCAUUCGUUCCUGGCGCAUUGUUCGCCCAUGUAAGGAAAAAUGUCUGUC